AUGGAGGAGCGCAUGGCCGGACUAAAACUAUCUGCUGAAGAGGACGAACUCCUCAUUGAUGAUGAUAUCGCUGACGACACCACGGUAGCGGUUGAACUAUGCUUGGUGGGCCGGUUUCUCACUGAGCAGCCGAUAAACUUCAAUCUCAUGCGAAGCAGACUGGCAAGCAUCUGGCGACCCGGGAAAGGAGUCUUCAUGAAAGAUAUUGGGGACGGCAGAUUCAUAUUCCAAUUCUUUCAUGAACUGGAUCUUCAGCGUAUCUUGGAUAAUGGCCCUUGGUCUUAUGGAAAUUUCCCUCUCAUUCUUCACAAACUAAAGAAGGGAGACUUACCAUCGAAAGUCCCCCUUGACACCUUACCUUUCUGGAUACAAAUCCAUGAUCUUCCGGCAGGCUUCCUAACUGAGAAAGUAGGGAGACUCCUUGGGAACUUCAUCGGAAACUUUCUUGAAUAUGACAGUACCAACUCUUCUGGAGUCUGGAGGCAAUACAUGCGAAUCAGAGUUGGCAUAAAUGUCACAGAACCCCUCAAAAGAUUCAAGAGAUUGAAGAACACAGACGGAACCUCCUUCCAGGUUUCUUUCAAGUAUGAACGACUCAACAUCUUCUGUUUUCUCUGCGGAAGACUUGGACAUUCCGAAAACUUUUGUAAUCUCCGCUUCACGCUCGAGGUCAAAGAGGUCGAGAGGGAAUGGGGUGCUUGGCUUAAAGCAGCUGAUCGGCGGAGUGUGUCUCUGGCCGGUGACAAAUGGCUCCGAGCUGACGAUGGAGGCUCCAACCCUAGCGGGGCGGCGGCGGAAGCUAGGGUUUCAAGCGAGCCGUUACAAUCCGACCCGAAACGGAAAGCACGUGAUUUCGGGAGCAAAUCUCUCCCCAUAAUGGGAUCACGCCACACCAGCGAUCCAAUCCCUCAAAUCACGCACAGCCUGGUGCUACGGGAUAUCAGUAACGCUCCUACUGAUCGGGAGUUAAUGCAAUUGGAUGACUCAUCAAUUAUCAAUUUUGAAGAAAGGAAAAGACGACGUGGCACUAACACUCAUGCCAUGAUUACCUCCACAUCAUCUGAGAUUUUCCCGGCUGGAAUCCACGUGGAUGUCUCUGAUGAAUCAGACCUUGUAUCGGCGGGCUCCAAUGGUGGAGUCGGCCAGGCCCAAUGA
Molecule: messenger RNA, 1155 nt
Organism: Salvia miltiorrhiza (redroot sage)
Lineage: Eukaryota; Viridiplantae; Streptophyta; Magnoliopsida; Lamiales; Lamiaceae
Exons: 1
Coding region: 1-1155 (384 amino acids)
Source: RefSeq, a predicted model, not a curated record